Messenger RNA from Paramecium octaurelia, 126 nucleotides. The record is from the annotation of a GenBank genome assembly. Lineage: Eukaryota; Ciliophora; Oligohymenophorea; Peniculida; Parameciidae.
AUGAUUAGUUACUUGUUGGAGUUAUAGAGAAAGCUAAUUUUGAAUUUGAUGGUAUUAAUAUAUCAUAAUAUAUAGUGUUUAUCCACUAUCACUGUUAGGUUUGGAUUAUUAACAUUUGCAUAUUGA